This is a messenger RNA of Vicia villosa (hairy vetch), 1132 nucleotides long. RefSeq lists its product as uncharacterized. The record is from RefSeq and is a predicted model, not a curated record. The transcript is spliced from 5 exons. The coding region runs from base 176 to 976 and encodes 266 amino acids. Lineage: Eukaryota; Viridiplantae; Streptophyta; Magnoliopsida; Fabales; Fabaceae.
AUAAUGACUCACACAACUCUCUCCUAAUAACUAGUGGCACCAAAUCAGACAAAGGCAAUUUCACGUAAAAUUCCCAUCCUUCUGUGUUUGACAUUGAUACUUUUCAGUCACAUACACGCACAAAACAUCAUCUACAUUUUUCAAACCAACAACCUCAACACUCUGAAUCCUCACCAUGAAAUUGUCUCAUGCAUUGGCUAGGAUACCUUUCUCUACAACAUCCCCAGCGUUAGUUCAAUGUCAAAAUUCUAUCUUUAGUUCAUAUGGCAGAAGGGUCUCUUUGUUGGGGUAUAAAGGCCUCAGGUUUCAAGAAUUUGUGUGCAGCAGCAGUUCUGGAGCUUCUGUUUCUUCUUCAUCUGCUGUGAAUCCUUCGUCGCCGCCACUCGUUGGUUCUAAUUCUGGUUUUGAUUCUGGUGUGUCUCAGGAGAUGCCAGGGAAGCUGGGAGGAUUAGAGGAGGGCAUUGAGAAGAUGAUUUAUAGAUGCCGGUUUCUGGCUAUUCUUGGAGUUUUUGGGUCUCUAAUUGGAUCAUUUCUAUGCUUCAUCAAGGGCUCCACAUUUGUUGCAGGAUCUUUCUUAGAAUACUCGGUUAAUCGCACUAAAGUAAUGCAAAUGCUCAUAGAUGCUCUUGAUGUCUAUCUUUUAGGAACUGUGAUGCUGGUGUUUGGAAUGGGUCUCUACGAGCUCUUCGUCAGUAACCUUGGCAGUACAAGCUCUCUACCAGAUCAAACUCCUUCUUACAGAUCAAAUCUAUUUGGCUUAUUCCCUUUGAAGGAAAGACCAAAAUGGUUGGAUAUAAAAACAGUGAAUGAACUGAAAACAAAGGUCGGUCAUGUGAUAGUUAUGCUGCUUCUGAUUGGUUUGUUUGACCGAAGCAAGAAGGCUACUAUACAAACUCCUGUUGAUUUGCUAUGCUUCUGUGCUUCUGUCUUUCUUUCUUCUAGUUGUCUCUUUCUGCUGUCAAAGCUGAAUGUUUAAAUGUUAUUGCAUAAUAUAUAUACACACAUGAAGAAGUAGGUGACAUAUGAUAUUUACUCUUCUGUAUAUAUAUUAGGAUGAAAUAUGAUGCAUAGCCAGUGUUCCAGUAUCAUAUUUUGUAGUUCUUAAGCAAAUUUGUCAUUUUCAUUUCUACUA